Pediculus humanus corporis (human body louse) is the source of this 3057-nucleotide messenger RNA. RefSeq names its product ATP-dependent DNA helicase MER3, putative. NCBI's taxonomy places the organism in Eukaryota, Metazoa, Arthropoda, Insecta, Psocodea, Pediculidae. The coding region runs from base 1 to 3057 and encodes 1018 amino acids. Gene Ontology annotation, biological process: DNA-templated transcription. The record is from RefSeq and is a predicted model, not a curated record. The transcript is spliced from 2 exons. Gene Ontology annotation, molecular function: DNA binding; DNA-directed RNA polymerase activity; ATP binding.
AUGGAGUUUCAGCCACUCAAUUAUAGCACCCUAGAAGAUCUACCACUUAAAUACAGACAAAUUUUUCAAUCAUACUCUUCAUUUAAUUCCAUUCAGACUCAAACGCUUUCUCAUAUUUUUAACAAGAAAAAUUCUUUAGUUAUAACAGCUCCAACAGGUUCAGGAAAAACAGUCAUUUUAGAAUUAGCAAUUGUAAAGCUUUUGAUGAAUUUCGAAAAAACUAAUUUCAAUAAUGAUUUUAAAGUUGUUUAUGUGUGCCCCGUUAAAGCUUUGUGCAAUGAAAGAUUUAAUGAUUGGGAACCUAAAUUUCGUUGUUUGGGAAUUUCUUGCAUUGAAGUUACAGGUGAUGGAGGUGAUUAUUUUGAUCUUGUCGGUUAUAAUUUAAUAAUAACAACUCCUGAAAAAUGGGAUUCGCUAACUAGAAAGUGGAGAGACAAUGCAGGAUUGGUGCAGUUGGUAAAAUUAUUUCUAAUAGAUGAAGUUCAUUUGUUGGGAGAUUUUAAAAGAGGACCAGUUCUAGAAGCGAUUGUGUGCAGAAUGAAAACAGUAUCAAAAGUAUUAAAAUUGGAACCUGUGAGGUUUGUCGCAAUUUCUGCCACAAUUUAUAAUGUUGAAGAUUUAGCUUUGUGGUUGGGAUCGAAAGAUUCUCCAGCUGAUUUUUUUAAAUUUGGAAAUGAUGUCAGACCUGUUCAAUUGCAAAAAAUAGUCAAAGGCUAUUAUCAACCUCCCAAACAAAGUGACUUUUUAUUCGACAUACAACUUUCCUACAAGCUUAAAACCGUCAUCCUUGAUUAUUCCAAUGGGAAACCCAGUUUAGUGUUUUGCAGCACUCGGAAAAGCGUGCUUCAAACUGCAAAAAUUCUAUCAGAACAAUUAACUUUUCAUUUUACUCAAACUCAAUUGGAAAAUCUAAGCGAUGGAGCCGCUUUUAUAACCGACAAUAAAUUAAGAGAAUUAAUUUUGUGCGGUAUUGGAUACCAUCACGCGGGCGUGACCAGUGAGGAUAGACAUCACGUUCAAAAUUUGUUUGCGUCAGGAAGUUUACCGAUUUUAGUCGCUACAAGCACAUUGGCAAUGGGCGUCAAUCUACCAGCUCAUUUAGUAGUAAUAAAAUCUACAAAGCAAUACAAAGCAGGUCGAUUAGAAGAGUAUCCGGAAAGUUCUAUUCUUCAAAUGAUCGGAAGAGCCGGUCGACCUCAGUUCGACACAACCGCAAUAGCCAUAAUAAUGACAAAAAAUGAUACGGUCGGAAAAUAUGAAAAAAUGCUCGAGAGCAAAGAAGUUAUUGAAAGCAGUUUGCAUCUUCAUUUACCAGAAUAUCUAAAUUCGGAAAUCGUUUUGUACACGAUCACAGAUUUGAGCGUCGCCAUGGAAUGGAUUUGCAACACGUUCCUAUACGUUCGAGCCAUGAAAAAUCCAAAAUAUUACGGACUCGAUCCCAGCGGAAAUCGUUUUAAAAUUGAAAAAGGUUUAGAACUUAUGUGUUUAAAAGAAAUUAACGGUUUGAAAAAAGCGGAAUUAAUUGAAGUCAGCGAUAACGGAAUGGAUAUAUCUCCGACAGCUCACGGCAGGCUAAUGUCUCAUUUCUACUUGUCUUUCGAAACUUUUAAAAUUUUCCUUCAAAUAAAAGGAACGGAAACGAUGGACGAAAUACUUUCGUCGCUGUGCGAAGCUCACGAAUUUUGCGAAGUUCAAUUGCGUGUGAACGAAAGAAAAACAUUAAACGAAUUAAACAGGAAUAAAAAUCGGGAUCACAUUCGGUUUCCUAUGACGGGAAAGAUAAAGACGAGAGGAAUGAAAGUCAACUGCUUGAUACAGGCAUGUUUGGGAUGUUUGCACAUUCAGGAUCCGGCUUUGUAUCAGGAAUCCGUUCGUAUUGUGAAAAUAGCAGAACGUCUGGCCAAAUGCUUGUCCGAAUUUCUAUCGAAAAAACCUCAUCACAAAUCCAUCUUGAACACUACUAUCCUUGCGAAAUGCCUUCAUUCGAAACUGUGGGAAGAUUCGCCUUAUCUUUCACGACAAUUAGACAGAAUCGGUCCGACUUUAGGCACGCUGUUAGCGGCGUGCGGUAAGACGAGUUUUACGGUGAUAAAAAAUUCAAAUCCUAGAGAUUUAGAAGGAAUAAUAAAUCGAGCUCCGCCAUUUGGUAACCACUUGCAAGAAGCCGUAGAACAUCUUCCUAAGUAUGGACUAACCGCGAAUCUUAUGCAAUCAGGACCGAAUAAUGUACAUAGAGCAAACGUAAGAGUGACGCUUUUAAAUGCCGACGACAUCAGGAAAAAGAACACGGCGGGAGAACACCAUUGGGUUAUACUCAUAGUAGGCGACACUAACAACAACCUCCUCAGCUAUAAUAGAUUUACGGAUUUCGUUCUUCUUCAAAAAGACAUCGAAGUCGUGAUUCGUCUCACGUAUCCCGAUUUGCCUCAUAAGCUCAUCGCGAACGUCAUUAGCGAACAGUGGGUGGGUAUUGACGUGGCGACGGAAUUGAUAAUCGAUUCAUCCGCGGAAACCGUUCAAAUCUCUACCCCUGAUAAUACUCGAGUCAAAAAGAAAAAAAAAAUCGAACACGUUAAACUAAAUCAAACUCUACCGAACAAUUUUCAUUUCGGGAAAAAGUCCGAGGGAAACAAAGCGGAAGAAAUGAAUUCGAAAAAUGAAUUCGUUGCUUGUUUUGACGUGGACGUUGAAAUAAUAGAAAAACCGGCGGAAACGUUCCAAGAUGUCGAAAUGAUUCCGGAAAUUUCUCACUGCGACACGUUCAAAAGCCCUAAAUCGCAAGCCUACGGUAUCAUCCAAAAAGGAGAAGGAGAAGAAGAAGUUAAUCAUAUGAGAAAACCACUUUUGAGUCUCGAAAAUAUUUAUGAAUCAUUAGCUAAACAAAGAACGAACGAACGUGGCGGUAGUAGACGUGAAUAUCAAAAUUUUAACAACACAAAAUCUGGAUAUUUUUUUACCGGCGGCCCUUUGAAAAAGUGUUUCACGUGCGGGAAAGUCAUCGGAAACAAGUGGGAAGCCUACUUAGGAUUGUUGCAAGCAGAAUAUACAGAAGGGUAA